CAUGCCUCUCCUGAGCAUCUGUAUCUAACCACUCGUCGCUGUUUCGUCGGUCCCAUACCCGAGGGCUGGCUCAAGACCCAUCGCAAGGAAUGGUAUAAGCACUAUCUGGGCAUCCACCAUUCUUCCAAGGCUCCCUCCUUCUCUGCCUCCUCUGAUGUUGGCCGUCGCCGUCGCCUAACCGGUCUCGAUCAAGCUUCCCCCAACCUCAUGAUGCCCAAGGAGAAGGAAAUCGGGAAGAGGGAGGACAAUGACGCCGCAGACAACGACGACGAUGAUGACGGGAUCGAAGAUGGUGCCGAAUCAGACGGAGAGGCCACUAUUCGAGCGCCGGUCGCUCUAGACAUCCCAAGAGGAGGGCCGACCGACCCUGGACUCUUAAGAGAAGAACAAGAAAACGCAGAGGAGUUGCUGUCUUCGUACACUACCGCCCAUACUGUGGCUUCUCCCUCAACACCAACACCCUUAGCUACGCCCAAGCCUGGAGACGCACAAGCAGACUAUAUGGAAUCGCGUCCGACGGAUACCUUCCGCAGACGUCAAACCUCCGAAACUUCUUUUGUUACGGCUUCUGACGGCGGAUCAAUCAUCGUAGACGAGCCAGGAACCGCUUCUCCAGUACAUAUCGAACCCCCAGGCGACGACGACUCAACACCAAGAAAUAGCCCUCGCAUCGGAGAGGUGCGAAGCAGUGCUUCUUUUGAGACGACAGAUCCAGCCACACCAGGACCUACUACAUCUGAUACUUUCCUUCUCGGCUCUCAACACAGUCAACAACUAGAUCAGGGCGUGAGCGGUAAAGAUGCCGCAGGCACAUUUCAGAACUCCAGAUUACAGCAAGAAACACCACGAAACGCCGAACAGGGAGCUAUCAACAAUACCGAGCCUAGGUCACCAGGGCUCGUCAGGUUCAACAUUCCAGAAAACCCAGUAUUAAAGCAAGAAAUGCAGGUGCGAGCAAAAAUGACCCAAGGUGUUCGAAAGUCGAAGCUAUCAAGAGCAUUCACUCGGGGGAAGCUCAAGGACGGAGAAAUUGUCAAAGUUGAGAAAAUGCUCGUCCGUUUGGACAUGACAACGGGUUCAGAGCAACCACACGAGGACUACGAUGAGAACGAUAGCCAACGAGUUGAGACACGGACUACUGAAAAGUGGAGAGAGUUCAUGGUCGUAUGCCGAGAAAGUCAUGAAGAUGGUGCUGUCUUGUGCCUCCAAAUGUACAAGACCAGAGUGAGUAUGAAAUUCUUGAUUAAGAUCUCAGAAGCUGACUUCAGAACUAGNGUCAUCCCAGCAACUAAUCAAAGCAAGACCAAGAAGCGUUUCAGACAUCAAAUUCUGCUUGAUCCCAAGACUGUCAAGGUCAACCUGUACAGUAGUCUUGACAAGACUCUUGUGCUCUGGCAGCCCAAAGGACCGCAUACCCUCAUUUGUUUCCUUCGACCACAAUCCACACCUAGAGCAGUUGAAUGGUACACUUUCCUCCGAGGUGUACUUGGCUUGUCCCGUCCGCGUACCCUAUUAAUCAACAUACCUGAUCUGAAGGUCGGUCUCAGACUCGAUAAUCCAUUUGAGGAACUCGAAUCGUCGGAAACCUUGCANAAAGCUGCAGACGGCGACGAGGCUGCCAUUAUUAAAACCAUGCAAGCAGAGCGAGCCAUCGCCUCGAAACUCAUCGAUCGUUGUCUAGAGAUGCUCGCUCAGAGCUCUGAAUGGGAUGAUAUACUCAAAACUUGGGGACACAAAUCAAAGAUUGGCUUGGCCUGGAAGCGCUACGAUCGACUGGAAUGGAUUCAUGGAAUUAACGAGCACAAGAUGUAUGGUACUAUGGCAUUGCAGCGGACCCACGAACUAGAGCUACGACCUAAGAGACAUUAUCCGAUGUCUGUCAAGAUGGCGAAUGGAGAAACCAUGCAAGAGCCUGCCCCAGUGGAAGGCUUUUUGAUCCGCUUAACCUCCCANAAAGGAAACGACCAAAAGUUCGGCAAACUGUUCUACAAGCGGUUAUACUUCAGCACGCAGAACAAUUAUCUUCUCUUCCUUCGACCAGCUAAAGCAAAGCCACCGCCACCUCCUAAAAUGCCGAUGAAGGAGAACAGCAACAUUCCUAGUGCGAAGCAGAUUGCCGAGAAGAUUCCUCUAAUCUAUGCAGUGAAUCCGUUCCCGCUGCAUGAUAAUACAAUUGCUUGGUUGGCCGGCAACGCUAAUAAUGCCGACGAGAGGAAGAGACAUGAUAGAGAUGCCUACGAUGAAGCAGAACGAAACGCGCAAUCUUUGUUAGAUUGCGAUGGUUUCAUCAAUCUGUCCGAUGUUGUGGAGGUUCGAAAUGUGGUGAGGGGAGCAACACCAGCUGAUGAAGUCGUCGACGAGGGCCCAAACGUCGACUUUGAUGAAGAGGUCGACGAUACUCAUCACGAUGAUGGCACCACCAAAGAUUUUGACGACGCACGAACUUUCGAGUUACUCAUGCGCAAUGGGCUGGUCGUACGGCUACAAGCAUUCAGCAAGGCUACAAAGAAGGAGUGGAUAAGACGACUUCGAGCUUUGGCUAAAUACUGGACACGACGUGCCUCCCAGGAUCUGGCAUUAUUCAAGUUUGUUCGUCAGCAAAAUUUGGACACAUUGAACAUCGACAUGCAGGCAGAAGCAUACAUCGGCAUGUUUGCGCACAAGUGGGAAGUCACGAAAUCGUUCGCAUCCCCUGAGCUGUACAAUGUCUGCGGCAUAUCGAAUUGCCGUGCCAUCCAUCGCUCUGGUAUCCUGUUCCGCAAACCCAAGGUUCACGGCACCUUCUCACGCUGCCAUGUGAUUCUCUGCCAUGGCCACCUCCUCGUAUUCAAGGACACUUUACGAAGUGCAACGGGCAAGAAAGUGUCUCACAUCCAUCACGAGCGCAUCACGUCUAUCGAUCUUCGCGGUUGCUAUCUCUACUCAGGGCUUAUCACAGCGAACGACCUUCUAUAUCAGAACCGCACGUUCGACAACAACCGACCUGGCAAUUCUGCACUUCCUCGCAUGUACCUCGAGGACGGAUCGGCAAGUGCGGAUGAUGAUGCAAUGACUACUUUUGUGCUGUGGACUGGACAACACAAGGGAUGGUUCAGAGCGCGAGAAGAGGAUGACAACGAAGGACAGCAGAAGAAAGGAGGAACACGCAACAAGCUGAAGAGAGUGUCACAGCUUGGUACUACAGGCCGGGCAAUCGUGUUCAAAGCGAGAAGUCGAACGGAGAGGGAUCACUGGGUGCUGGGCAUCGAGACGGAGAUCGAGAGGUUGUCUAAAGCGGACGAUGUCAGGGUUGUAGGAGAAGGCGUUGAAGGGAAGGGUACUGGG
Molecule: messenger RNA, 3324 nt
Organism: Aureobasidium musti
Lineage: Eukaryota; Fungi; Ascomycota; Dothideomycetes; Dothideales; Saccotheciaceae
Source: the annotation of a GenBank genome assembly